AGGUCUCCGCAGGAAGCGGAGGUUUUGAAGAUGGCGGCGGUUCCCGCAGCUGUUUCGGACAGCUCGGUGUUUUUCGCGCCGUCUCGUGUUUUUGGCGCCGGGAGUCCCGGACAGAGAGCUCCGGUGGUGAUGUCAUGAGCACCCAGUUACUGCGCACAGUGACCGGAUGCCUCGCGUGAACCGGACGGCCGUUUUAUCGCUGCUGAUCGUCAGCAGCUCCGUCUUCCUGUUGUUCCAGCUCUACUACUACCGGAAAUACGUCAGCAAGCCUGGCCCACAAAUCCUGAGUCGAACAGGUCACCUGACCACCAGUGACCUGCAAUGGCAGACGGUGAAGCAGUUUCUGAUGUUAGCUCGUCGCUUCAGGCUGCCACUGUUCCUCACCGACACCGCCGCUCUGACGCUGCUCUCCCACGAUGCAUUGAGGCAGCGCGACCGGCUGCUGCACGAGCCGCACUGCAGCUUCCUGUGCACCGGCCGGCCAAUCACGUCCUUCGCUCUGCAAGCUAGUCUGUGGAAGUAUGAGCCUGGCUUCCUGUCCGCCGCUGAGCAGAAAGGCUUCGAGCUGCUGGAGCUGCGAGGAGACGACCCGCGAUUGGCCAGCCUGGACGCCCUAUCAGGACAGGACGUCCCCCUGUACUUCCUGCUACGCCUCCAGGGACACAUCAUCCAGGUGGUGUUCCUGUACGAGCGCAGUGGGAACUAUUUGUGGCACGGACCAUUGCGUCUCAGAUCUGACAUGGACCGAAGCUUCGCACCGUUCAAAAUGUUCGACUUUGGACGCCACGCUGGAGCGUACAACAGGCCGGAGCUCAUCCUCACCGUCCUCGAUGGCCUCGACGUUCGAAUCCCGCGAAAUGUUUCCCGCUUCCUGUCCGAGCAGAGACACGCUCACUUCCUUGAGUGCCGUUACCGUGACGCCCGCAACUUCCUGCAGCUCUAUCCUGACGACACGUCUCCGGAGGCCGUCGAUUUUCGAAGGAAAGUGAAGUCACUGCUUCAUUUAGCCGCUCGAACGCUCGCUGACCUCGACGUCCCAUUCUGGCUCAGCAGCGGCACCUGCCUGGGCUGGUUCCGGCAGUGCAGCGUGAUCUCGUACAGUCGUGAUGUCGAUAUCGGGAUUUUCAUCACAGACUUCAAGCCGGAGCUUGUCGCUGCCUUCAGAGACGCCGGAAUGACACUCAAACACAAGUUUGGAAAGGUGGAGGACAGCCUGGAACUUUCCUUCCUGAAAGACGACGUCAAACUGGACAUUUUCUUUUUCUACGAGGACGGAGACAUUGUGUGGAACGGAGGGACGCAGGCCAAGAGUGGCAGGAAAUUCAAGUACGUGUUCCCGCGGUUCUCGCUCUGCUGGGCGGAGCUCCUGGAGCUAAAGGUUCGUGUUCCAUGUGAAACGCUCGACUACGUGACGGCGAACUAUGGCGCCACCUGGAGCGUCCCCGUGAGGACAUGGGACUGGAAGUCAUCACCUAGCAACGUGCAAGAAAACGGGGUGUGGCCUCAGGGGGAGUGGGCGGAGCUUAUCCAAGUUUACUGACAGGAACAAAACACAUGAAUCGACCUGGAAACUUUGAAUAAAAACUAUGUGACAAAAAACAAA
Plectropomus leopardus (leopard coralgrouper) is the source of this 1603-nucleotide messenger RNA. It is a transcript of the gene fktn, whose product is annotated as fukutin. The record is from RefSeq and is a predicted model, not a curated record. Gene Ontology annotation, cellular component: Golgi membrane. NCBI's taxonomy places the organism in Eukaryota, Metazoa, Chordata, Actinopteri, Perciformes, Serranidae.